AACAAACUAUCUCGAGUUGAGGGCAUGGUUCGUGUUGUAAAGGCUCAGUCGGGACUCCGUGCACUAAUCAAGGGAAUGACGGGAGAAGUCCUUGACCUGCAAUUUGCGCAUAUUGAAAAGGAGCGUAUACUUGGUUCGAUUGACAUGAACUCACUUUAUAUACACAAAAUAGAUCUUGUGGAUGGCACCUUGAUUUGCAAUCUUUUAGUAAAAAUAGAUGAUCCGUUGAAUAAUUACUCUCCCAAAUAUGACAAAAUAUCAUGGUGUCCUUUUAUUGAUGUUCCCGGUGAAGAUGACGAAGACAGUCAGUUAAUUGUGUGGGCGAGAGGAUCAAUGUUGCAAUGUUUUAAUAUAAACGUUAUAAUUUCGGAAUAUGGAAUGGGUGUCAUACAACCGAAUGCUAUUUCGACAGGUUAUUUGAAAGUAUUUGAUGAAUUGUGCACUAUAAGCUGGGUGGCAUUGUCUCCCGAUGGUUCAACUCUAGGCGUAGGUAGUGUUGAUGGAGUUAUACGUUUCUAUCAGGUUUAUAUGCAUGACAAAGAACCACGAUGUUUGCAUCAAUGGAAUCCUCAUAAUGGAAAGCCUAUUUCAUCCUUCUUUUUUUUGGACAAUUUAACCAAAAAUGUUUCUGAAACUUAUUGGAAAUAUGCUAUAACCGGCGCUGCCAAUAACACUGAAUUUAAAGUGUGGGAUUGCAGUACUUGGCAAUGUCUACAAUCCCUAAGCAUUACCACGGCGAACGAAGAAAAGAAAGCACCGCGAUUUAUUGCCGAAAUCGAUCGAACGUCGGCAUAUUUAGUUUUGUCAAGUUUGGAUACCCGCACCUGUUAUAUAAUGCAAAUUGUAAAUAACAGUAAUAAUGCAUCAGCAAGUAAAGGUUCUGAUGGGAAUUUGGCAAAUAUCAGCAACAGUAGCAAUAGUAGUGUCGGUAGUUUCACAUCACUUUCAAAAAACUCGCCUUCACUCGUAUAUAUAAAGAGCAUUUCUGAAUUUCCAUUAAGUUCUGGGAUUCUAUCAUUCUCAAUCGUUGACGCUGCUGUUCGGCGUUAUAAAUGUGGCAAUGAUAAUUACCUAUGUGAUGAGUUUGAUGAUUAUGAUGAGGACACUAAUUCCACCUACUGCGUUGUGGUGCGAAUGUUUAUCGUGCAAUCGAAGAGUAUGCAAGAAUGCCGCAUACUGUAUCAACCCUCUGUUACAGAAAAUACUGAUGUGCGAAGUACCUUAUCCGAUGAAAACGGCGAAGUGAUCGCUUCCAAAGAGUCAUCAUUAUUAAAUAGCGCGAUAAGCUGCAUGGGAAGCGGUGGUGUUAAGAAUGACACUAUAGGAAUGACAAGCAGUCUCAAGAUUAAUAAAUUAUCACAUUCUCUUAUAAAAACGGAACAAUUGGACGAAGACAAUACAAAAUCAGAAAACAGUAGUGGGUUAAAUUCUUUGGAGUCACUACUAGAAAUUGCAACAAUCCCACCCGUUAGUUUGAAUAAUCAAAUAUCCGCUCAAACAGCAAUCUUAUCUUCCGUUGUCGCUGCACCCACCGCAGCAUCCGCCAUACCAUCCGCAAUACCAUCUGUGGUGACAGCUGAAAAUAAUGAUGUUGGAUCACGCGCUGCUUCUCCUCAAACAACCAAUAAAAGCUUCACACAAGUAAAUCUUAUGACACCAGAUGCAUUUAGUUCAACAUCCAGUGAUAAAAAGUCGCCAGAAUGCGUCAGUUCGGAAGUGCUGAACACGAUUUUAAUGCUAGCUAGUGUAGCGGGACAAACGCCGGCUCCAAAAUCAGAGAGUAUAAAUAUUUUGAACUUAGUAAAUAACAAAAUAAUCGAAGAUCAAGAACAUCAAAAAUUGCAAUUGAAACAGUCACUAGAAUCCCAAAAAAAAUUUAUUGCUAUUAGUAAUAAUGCCGCCCAGCAUAUGGACAAUCUAGCAAGUGGUGGCUCUAGUCCCAGUCGGGAAGUACAGGAAAUCAUGUCUCUACAAGAACAUGACAGUGGCGACGAAGAGUUACUUGAUGAAACUGCCACCACGAACAAGGCGAAAGUGGAUAACCAAUCCGAUGGAAAAGACUUAGAAGUAUCGUCGGCCAAGUGUCAUUCGACGACCAAUAUUACAAAUUGGCCAAAAGUUCCGGAAUUGCCGAAAGCUACUACCAAGCAAUCCACUGAACUUCAGAACGCAGCGCAUUUAAUUUCCCAAGCAGUAAAUGCCUCAUCAGGAAAUAAUCUUAAUAAUAGCCAUGCUGCUCCGAACCUCAUUAGCAUCAACAGCAGCAAUAAUGGGAAUCUCGAAGGAGCGGGGAGUAAAAGUAAUACAGACCUCACGGAGUUAAAUGGAAAAAUAAACGAAUUAAUUGAACUUGCAAAAAUGCAGUCGAUGCAAAUUAACAACCUUCAAGCAGAAAUAUCCAGCAUGAAGAAAGCUAAUCCCAUGUCAUCCACGAAAAGUAUGUCCGAGUUCUCAUUUAAACUCGAAAUGCAGCUAUCAAAGCUGAUGGAGCAAUAUCUUAAACGUUAUGAAAAUGAGCACAAAAAAAAGUUGACUGCUUUUAUGGCCGGACGGGAGCAGCAAAAUAGAGAGUUACGUGACAGUUUCAUACAGAUAAUGAAUCAAUAUGUAUUAACUCAUCUUGGUGAUGUAGUAUCUAAAGUGAUAAACAUCGAAAUUCAACGUCAAUUAGCGCCAAUGUUAUCAGCGAAGAUUGAUCACUUGCAGCAACAAAUACAAAUAGAUGUCGCUCAGAAGCUAACAGCAUUUGAUCUCAUGCUUAAGGAUAACAUUUCACAAGUGUGCAAAAGCAAGAACAUAAUUGACACUUUUGGAAAAUCCGUUUUGGUGGGGGUUCAAGGGAGUCUGCAGGCAGCAUUCAUUGAAUCCAUGUCAAGUACUUUGAUACCUGCAUACGAAAAAAUUUGGUGA
Rhagoletis zephyria (snowberry fruit fly) is the source of this 2910-nucleotide messenger RNA. It is a transcript of the gene Ge-1, whose product is annotated as Enhancer of mRNA-decapping protein 4 homolog Ge-1. Gene Ontology annotation, cellular component: P-body. Gene Ontology annotation, molecular function: protein binding. Lineage: Eukaryota; Metazoa; Arthropoda; Insecta; Diptera; Tephritidae. Gene Ontology annotation, biological process: deadenylation-independent decapping of nuclear-transcribed mRNA. The record is from RefSeq and is a predicted model, not a curated record.